UCACCCACUGUUUUGUUCUCUUUGGUUUUUUCUCUUUAUACUUGUUUUGUUGGGUAGAGUAUUUUUCUUGUUAUUAAAUACCUACCAGCCGGCUUCUUAAUUCCUAUUUUCUCUGUAAUCGAAUAUCGAAUUUCAUAAUUUCUAUUUCUUUCUUGAACCCAUUAACAUGCUGAAUUAGAAUUGUAUCAAAUUCAAUGAAAAGCUGUUUCAACUGAUCCAUUGAUCAGUUGUGUAGGAGUAGAAGAUGGCGACAUUAAUUGCGAAACAAGGACCAUUGAGCAGUCAGAACGCCCCAAGAAUGAGAAAUCCGUCUAAGGUUUUUAGGAAGAGAAAUUUUGUCCUAAAUCGUGAUGAAGAAAAACACGGAAAGGACAAUGCAGCAUCGCUGCUCAACGUUACAGAGUUCCCUAAUAAGAAACCAAAGCAUUGUUCCGAUACUGUCGUCCGCCGUGGCAGAAGAACUAUGGCAGAGAAAGUUGGUGUUGUAAUCAGGAAAGGGGUUCCGGAGGAUGCACGUUUAUCAGGUGGAUUGGGAGAGAGAAUAAAAACAGCGCAAAAGCCAAAGAAGAACAUGAUCACAUCGCAUCAGAGGACCAAGACAAUAGCUACUGGAAAGGAAUCUGAUGACUCGCGUAGUAGAAUGCAUCAUCGUUCAGCAAAAAAGAAGGAACCAAGUUUUUUAAGUUGGGAUGACUUCAUCAGUGAUGAUGAAGAAGAGGAGGAGUGCAAAGAGGAAGAAGAUAAAGAGUAUUGUCCAGGACGCUUAACGAAAUCUCAGAUGCCACUUUAUGAAGAGUAUUGUCCAGAACCCUUAACGAAAUCUCAGAUGUCACUUGAUGAAGAGUAUUGUCCAGGACCCUUAACGAAAUCUCAGAUGCCACUUGAUGAAGCUUUGAAUAGUUUAAGAAACUCGGAAAAGCUUUGGAGAACUUCCAAGCAGGAAAAAGUUCUUAAAAAUGGACCUAUGAGAAAUAAAAGGAAUGAUAAAGUGAAAGACGAGCCUCUCGAGUGCAGGGACAGACUUAAACUUUCUACCUCCACAAAAAGCAUUCUUCUAAGUGGAAAUCCGCAGAGGAAAGGGAUGCCGGAUAAAGUAAAUCUGCAACAAUCUCUAGGAACUUCAAGCAAGAAGAUGACUCAAAAAGGAGAUAAUACAAUGAACAAGGUGGAAUAUGGAACUGAAGAAAAAUGGGGCGCGUGCAAGAAAAAACCAAGCUUGUCCAAGGUUGGAAAGAAAAUGCCAGGGACUCAAGAAAUUGAAGGCUCAGGGAAUAAAAGGGUGCCUGCUAAAUUAAAUGGAGAAAAAUGUCUAGGAACGUCAAGCAAGAUGAAGAUUCCUAAAACAAUGGACAAGGUGGAUGAAAGUGAAGACAAGUGGGAUGUGUGCAAGGAAAAGCCAAGUCUGUCCAAGGAUGGAAUAAAGACGCAGGAAAUUCAUGAAAAAGAUGCAGAGAAUAAAAGGAUAUCAGUAAGACGUGUUGCUGCCUCAUUCAAGAGAUACGGUCAUGAUUAUUAUGUUGGUGAGUGGGAAGAUGAUACUGAGGGGUAUGAGCUUUUGAUAAGCAAUGGACAUCAUAUACCAAGCAAUACAAGAAGCCAGAGAAUUGAUGUUUCACAUGAUCUGAAACCAAAUAAUAGUCCAAAAGAUAUAAUAAAAAAUUCAGCAAAGUUGUCUGCUUGUAGUUCAUCGCCUUCCUCCUCGUCGUCCUCUGGUUCAACAAUUUCAAGAAGUGGAAUAGAUAGAUCUACAAACAUGAAGGUAAAUUUUCAGCCUUCAAAGUGUCAUCAAUGCAGAAGAAGUGAUAGAAGAACUGUUGUUCCUUGUAUGAAGUGUAAGGAGAAAUUAUACUGUAUCCAGUGCAUCAGGGAAUGGUAUCCUGAAUUGGAAGAAGAAGAAGUUUCAGAGGUUUGUCCAUAUUGUCGUGGAAAAUGUAAUUGCAACCUGUGCUUACACUCAAGUGGCACACUUAAGACAUCAAGAAGGGAUCUCACUGAUCGUGAAAAGAUUGAGCAUUUGCACUAUUUGAUUAUCGAACUCCUCCCCUUUCUGAAAGAAAUUCAUCAGGAGCAAAUCCAGGAGAUAGAGAUGGAGUCUUCUAUUCGUGGGGUAUCUUCAUCUUCAGUUGAAAUUCAACAGUCACUUUAUCAAAAUGAUGAGCGAGUUUACUGCAACAACUGCUCAACUUCAAUAAUUGAUCUUCAUCGAAGUUGCCCAAAUUGCUCAUAUGAGCUCUGUCUAAGUUGCUGCCAAGAGCUGCGGGAAGGCAAAUUUCCGGGAAAUAGUGAUGAAGCAGUUUUCCAGUAUUUAGACAGAGGCUAUGAUUACAUGCACGGUGGAGAUCCACUGCAUGAAAAUUUUCAUAAUAUGGAAAUUUCACAGGACCAGAAAAAACCAAUUACUUGGGUUGCUAAUUAUGAUGGUAAUAUCAUGUGUGCUCCUGUAGAAAUGGGUGGAUGUGGAAAUUGUAUUUUAGACCUGAAGCAUCUGUUGCCGAAAAAAUGGAUCUCAACUUUGCAAGCAAAAGCGGAAAGAAUUCUGAUCCAAUGCAAUUUUGCCCAGAUAAUUUCUCAGCCAAUUUGCACAACUGAUGACCCUGAACUGUUACACAAAGCGGCUUCUAGGGUUGGUUCAGAUGAUAACUGCUUGUAUUCCCCUACUGCAAAGGACGCUAUGAAGGAUGAUGCACUUUUACACUUUCGCAGACACUGGGCCAAGGGUGAACCGGUGAUAGUACGAGAUGUUCUUGAGCACACAAGCGGUUUAAGCUGGGAACCAAUGGUUAUGUGGCGUGCAUUAUGUGAGAGCACUGAUUCAAAGAUCCUUACAAGUAUGUCAGAAGUAAAGGCUAUCGACUGCCUGGCUGGUUGUCAGGUUGAGAUCAAUACUCGAAAGUUUUUUAAAGGCUAUACAGAGGGCAGAACAUACAAAAAUCUCUGGCCUGAAAUGCUCAAACUUAAAGACUGGCCGCCAUCUGACAAGUUUGAGGAUCUCUUGCCUCGCCACUGUGAUGAGUUUAUCAGUGCUUUGCCAUUCCAGGAGUACACAGAUCCAAGGAUCGGUAUUCUGAAUCUUGCCGUUAAAUUACCAACAGGUGUCUUAAAACCUGACUUGGGUCCAAAGACAUACAUUGCGUAUGGUAUGACGAAAGAACUUGGAAGAGGGGAUUCGGUGACAAAGCUUCACUGCGAUAUGUCAGAUGCGAUAAAUAUUUUGACACAUACAGCAGAGAUGGCUGUAAGUGAUGAGCAGCAGUCUGCAAUUGAGAGAGUGAAACAGAAGCAUAGAGCUCAAGAUGAAAGAGAGUGCCUCGAGCAUGAUGGCAACGAAUAUCCUAUGAAGAUAUCUAGUGGGAUCGGAAGGGAGGAGAAAACACCUGAGACAACUGGAGGUGCCUUGUGGGACAUCUUCAGAAGGGAAGACGUAACCAAGUUGAAGGAGUAUCUUUUAAAGCACGCAAAGGAAUUUAGGCACACUUACUGUUGUCCUGUUGAUCAGGUUUUUCACCCGAUCCAUGAUCAAACUUUCUACUUAACUUUGGAGCACAAGCAAAAGCUUAAGGAAGAAUUUGGGAUUGAGCCUUGGACCUUUGAGCAAAGACUCGGAGAGGCAGUUUUCAUUCCUGCAGGAUGCCCUCACCAAGUGCGUAAUCUCAAGUCGUGUACCAAAGUUGCUGCCGAUUUUGUUUCUCCUGAAAACAUUCAAGAAUGCCUCCGCCUCACAGCUGAGUUUAGGAAAUUGCCAAGAGGCCACAAGGUCAGAGAAGACAAACUAGAGAUAAAGAAAAUGAUUAUUCAUGCAAUCAACCAAGUUGUCACAGAUUUGGAGCAGCUUACUUACAUAGUUUAGAGAAUUAGCAGUAUAAACUUUUGCUUAACAAUUUUCUUUAGCAGCAGUAGCAAUCUGUCAACAGUUGGUAUUGCUGCUGCUAAUGGCCUCGAGUGUUCUUUUGGCUGUUAGGCCAUGGACAAUUGUGAUACACAUUUCUUGCAGCUUAGGUCCUCUUCACCAUUGUUGCAUACUUGCAUGUAGAAGAUAAAUGUUAAAGGGACAUUCUUUUUUCUAUCAAACUCCUGCAAUAAAGGCAGCUUCUCCGGAAUAGUGAAGGCCAGCGUAGUAUAACCAAUUUUUUAAACCUGUAUAUAACUGUUUUAUGGAAUAUAAUAUGAAAUUUCAUGCAAA
Nicotiana attenuata is the source of this 4180-nucleotide messenger RNA. RefSeq names its product lysine-specific demethylase JMJ25-like. Gene Ontology annotation, molecular function: histone H3K9 demethylase activity; chromatin DNA binding; transcription coregulator activity. Bases 245 to 3847 code for a protein of 1200 amino acids. Gene Ontology annotation, biological process: regulation of transcription by RNA polymerase II. The transcript is spliced from 12 exons. Gene Ontology annotation, cellular component: histone deacetylase complex; chromatin. Lineage: Eukaryota; Viridiplantae; Streptophyta; Magnoliopsida; Solanales; Solanaceae. The record is from RefSeq and is a predicted model, not a curated record.